AUGUCCAGCUCAAAUUUCAAAAACAAGCAGUUUCAAUCGCUAAUACGAAAGCGGACAUCAAGUGCUUAUGGAUCAAAGCCUGUUGACACGCUUUAUAAGAAAACUGACAAAUCCAAUACUGAGGCCACGCGUAACUUUGAUCCUGAGGAACCAGUAAGCCCUUCAAAACCACAUACCAGGCCGCGACAAAAAAGCAUAGGUCAUCUACUUCAAGACACAACUAGAUCGAGGGCUAGUAAGGCUGGGGAUCCAACGAGAAAAAGAUUGGAUAGUUUGGUUGCAAGGACGACUGAUGUUAUAAAGCUAGACAAAACCGACAACGAAUCAUCACAUACGCGAAACUCAAAUGCUUCCAAUCAACCGAUAUAUAGUGACGGCAACCACGAAGUGACACGUCCGCUGCUGCACUUUCAGUCAAACCAUAGAUAUCAUUCCAAUGCGAGUUCCCACGACGCCACAAAAGACGAUCACUUUACCAUGCGUAGAGAUAAACUGUUCUGUGGUCCACGUUGUAACAAGGAGAAGGACAAUUCAACCGAUGACAAGUAUUCUGAAAAACUAGAAAAAUCAUCAAGAAUUCGUGAAAGACUAGACAGUUUAACUAGUCAUUCGGAUCGAUUAGUUGAACGGAAAUCUUCAUAUGCUUUUCAAAAAGGAAAGACUAAUGAAACAAGUUCCAGAAAAACGAUAGUGUCUCCACAGUCGAGAAUAAGCAAAGACUUACCGGUUAGUUCCCCCGAUUCAUUGUCGCCAACAUCAGAUCAGGCACGAUCUCGUUCAAACUCAGGCUCGGCAUCUCCAAUACUCAUUGCGGAGCUGGAACAUUCAAUCUCAUAUUCAGUCUCCCCAUCAGCCUCACAAUCAGGUUCACCAUCAGUCUCAUUGUCACCAGCACCUUCCAUUUCUCUGGAGCCUGGGUUCACAGAGGUAGAAGACUGCGAUGGAAAUAAGCUUGAUGUAAAAGAAUGCAGCAUGUGCAAGUUCCCUAAAGUACGACAUGUUUUAAAGUCUUUUCAAUACCAUGACCAAAAAAUUCGAAAGAGAAAUCAUCGCAAAAUAUACGAAAUAGCAGUUUCGCAGAAUGGAAAGUAUAUAUACAUUGGGUGGCAGCACCCUUCACUUGAUCUCGUACCACUCAACAAAUUUGUUGUCAACAUUGAGUCUCAAUUGAAAGACUUUUCGUUCGCAAAUGAAUCGUUUAUUAUGCAAUUAAUACUGGGACAGAGAUUCAUCAUAGCGUCUCACUAUGGUAGAGAUGAUGACAUCCGACAGUACUUUACCAACCACCCCAAUCUGAAAGUGAAAGUGGAAUCGACCUUGACUGAACUGGCACAAAAGAGAUUGAUGGACAGAGCCUACAAUAGAUCAAAAUAUCCAUCGGCGGACCCAUUUGUGAAAGCAGGGUUCCAACGACCGCAAAGAAGUUCACCCAGACUUUCACAACCCAAAGAUGAUGGCAUUGAGUUUCUCGGUGAUUACACCAGUGGUGGGGAAGGCUUGGAUUUUUUUGACGACUCGGAUUACAACCAAUUUGAAAAGACACCCGAUUUCAAACCCGAAUUGCGGUACAAGUUUCAUGAUGGUACUGAACUCACUGUCGAUGAAAGUGAUUUCAGAACUUUGCAUCGCAAUAACUGGGUUAAUGACGUGAUUAUCGACUUUGGGCUAAAGUAUAUUAUACAGGAAGGGGUAAAAAAAGGGUUGGUACAGGCGUCAGAAAUACAUUCAUUCAACUCCUUCUUUUACACAAAAUUGACGUCUGGAACCACUCCCGACUACUAUAACAACAUAAAAAGGUGGCUCUCGAAGCUUGAUCUAAUGAAGUUUCAGCACCUUAUCAUCCCCGUAAAUCAAAGCCUGCAUUGGUAUUGCUGCAUUAUCAGGAACCUCCCUGGAUUGUUACAACUGGCCCAAGAACGAAAAUGGAGAGAAAGUGAACCAAUUGAUGUUGAUGAUUUUGAGAUAGAGACAAAGUCGAAUAACCAGUAUGCCGAAAUAUUUGUGCUAGACUCCUUGGGAAGCAAAAGGUAUAAUGUCAGCGUGCCUCUCAAGAGUUUCAUUAUUGAUUAUUGCAAGGAAAAAUUUGAUGUUGAGAUUAAUCGAGACCAAAUUCGGUUCCAAUCGGCAAGGAUUCCUCGCCAAAACAACUUCAAUGAUUGUGGGGUUCAUGUGUUGUACAAUAUCAGAAAAUGGUUGAGCAAUAUCAUCGAAUGCGAGAGUUUCUUCAAGAAGCACCUGCAAAGUCAGGCCAAAGCAAUUUUUCCAGCUGACGAAAGGAGAAAAGAGAGAAAGUAUUGGUCAAACAUAUUGCUAGAAUUGCACCGGGCCCAAAACCAACCUCAAAAAGACGAAACUGAGCUGGUUUAUGAGGAUGACGACGACGACGAAAUUGAAAUUGUGGAAGAGAGAGUUUUCAGUAAGCCAACUAGCCAGUCCAAGAAAAAAAUUAAAGCAUGCAAAACUUUUACUGAUGGUGAUGGCACUGUCGAUAUUUAUGAGUUCAAUUAUAAUCCUACCAAGAGUGAGAGCCAGGAAGAAUCAGACACUGAUCAACGAAGGAAUGAUACUAGUAAGGAUAACAAAGCUCGAGAAUCAAAGAACAAUGCGGAUGCCAAUGCAGAUCAAGAUGAAACCAGGCAAGCCGGUUUAGAUAAGACCAGUGACGACCAUGAAGUGGAAAGUGUAGAUUCUCAUAUACAGGAAGAAAUUAAAGCCAAAUCAAACGAGCGAUCUCUGGUGCUGCCGAUUUCUAAAGUUGACGAGACGCGUGAUAACUCACCGAGCCAUUCCGAUGGUGCUAAAGAGUCAAACUCCAUGAUGCAUACUUUCACUGAGAGCCCCCCCACUGAGUUUCCUAAAGGAAUGGUUUUAUUGAAAAAUCUCAUAUUAAGAGAACAAUUUAAAGAUGAUGAGCUAAAUCCCAGUAUUUGCCACUUACUCAACCAGCAUUUCCAAGAUGAGACUACAGUCAUCAAGGGUGUUCGAUUGAUAAUGAUAAAAAAGCACAUAGAAAAAGCCGUUGAGAACCCUGUAAACUUAGAAAAGUUGGAAAAGUUGCUCGAACUGUAUGCGAAUAGUUCAACGGAAAAUAAGCAAAAUCAGGAGACAGUUGAUGGAGCUAGUGUCAAUUCCAGUACUUUUCGGAAAGUUUUUCCAGUCACUUCGAGUUCCAACAGUGGAGAUGUCACUAACAGGAUUGAGAAUUUGCAACUCAGUAACAGCCAUUUUGAUAGUAAUGAUUCACAUUCAGCAAGGGGGGCAUUUAAAGGAAAGACGCAAUUUGUAUCUCUCAGCGAAUUUCGAGAUCAGGAAAGGAGGCGAAAUGAUAGCUUGGGAAAUUAUGAACAGGAAGCUUCAAGAAAUGGCAAUCACAGCAAAAGAGAUUCAGUUAACCCUUCACCGCGUGCUAUCUCUACAGCUGAAAAAGAUGCAAAUGCCUUCAGAAGGGUGGGGUUUAGAAGUAGCCGUGGUGGUGGCAACCCUACCACUAAUGGUUUCGGUACUAAAGGUUUUAGCAAUAUUCCAAGUGCCGAGUUUGUCGAAAGAAAGAAUGCGGCGAGCGAGAUCGUAAAAGCAGAUGGUUUCGACACAGCAGCUCGUUUCAGUCGAGGAUCUGUUGCUUCUGAUGAUAGCGACGUGAUACUUGACUACCCCCACUCUCCAUUCAAAAGGAGAAAGUUAGAUUAA
Lodderomyces margitis is the source of this 3687-nucleotide messenger RNA. RefSeq names its product SUMO protease (gene ULP3). Gene Ontology annotation, molecular function: SUMO-specific endopeptidase activity. Gene Ontology annotation, cellular component: nucleus; cytoplasm. Lineage: Eukaryota; Fungi; Ascomycota; Pichiomycetes; Serinales; Debaryomycetaceae. Bases 1 to 3687 code for a protein of 1228 amino acids. The record is from RefSeq and is a predicted model, not a curated record. The transcript has a single exon. Gene Ontology annotation, biological process: protein desumoylation.